Messenger RNA from Penicillium macrosclerotiorum, 990 nucleotides. Its product is annotated as MIND complex subunit MTW1. The record is from RefSeq and is a predicted model, not a curated record. Bases 1 to 990 code for a protein of 329 amino acids. The transcript has 3 exons. Gene Ontology annotation, cellular component: chromosome, centromeric region; nucleus. Gene Ontology annotation, biological process: mitotic sister chromatid segregation; kinetochore assembly; protein localization to kinetochore. Lineage: Eukaryota; Fungi; Ascomycota; Eurotiomycetes; Eurotiales; Aspergillaceae.
AUGAACGAUGCCACAACUGCCCUGCUCACCGAGCACUUCAGCUACACCCCUUUGUCGCUAAUUGACGACAUUAUCAACUCAAUUAACAAUCUCAUCUACCAAGCAAUCUCAUCGCUCGAGACUGGGUUGCUGGCAACGCCCCCCGAGCGUUUGGGGUUUGCGCACGCCAGCAAUGGCUCCACCAUCCCAGAGACGGACGAGGACGGGAAUGUGGUUUAUCCUGAGGCGAAGCUGGAGCUGGAGAAUGGAUUACACCAGCUAGAAACCUUGUUGGAGGCCAAUGUUGACAAAGCCUUCGAUAAAUUUGAAAUCUAUGUUCUGAGAAACAUUCUCACCGUGCCUGAGGAUUUGCUUUCCUGGGUACGACUCAAACACUACGAGGGUCUCUCAUUCGAUUCGUCGCCCGAUCUGCCUACCCCCGAUACCAUCCUUGCCCAGCGCAAGAAACUCCUCGAAACCCGGAAACUGAACCGGUCGUUGAAAGAGGAGUGUGCCCGAAAUGAGGCAGUGAUUUCUCAGUUAAAAUCUAUAUUGUCGGCAGUCGAGGAUAGUGGUACUGAUGGACCUACUGCUGCAUCCACAACGCCGAGGAAGCCUUUAGAUCUGUCUUUCUUGACAUCCAGCCCCGCUGCACGCCAGCUUCGCGUUGGCGUGGACACCGGCACCAACACAAAACACGCUCCUCUCACGACGAACACAACAUUUAUUCUCUCACAGCUCCCUGCGCUGCAAGCGACGCUUGAACAGCUACGGCCCAAGUUGUCGUCGUUGCCCAACUCGAUCAACGAGGCAGAGGUCAAGUCUAAACGGGACGAACGGAAAGAAUACAUCGAAAGCCGAAUCAGACUACACCUCGAACGUGCUGGACAGCUUGCUACUGGGGACGGUGGUAACCCGGUUGUUGCAGGUCGCCGAAUCGAUAUCGCCGAGGCGCAUGCAUUGGAGAACGUGGCCAACAUGCUUACACAAGAACGCAAAUCCGAGCAAUAA